AUGUCUAGCUACUGGCAAAACCCCUCCCUGAACACUGCACUCCACUUCGCUGCGAGAGAGGGACAUGUGGCUGCAGUCCGGCUCUUGCUAAUUCGGGGAGCAGACAUCAUCGUGAACAAGAACGACACCUCAUUCCUUCAUGAAGCUCUGCAAAACGGGAAAAAAGAUGUGGUCAAUGCUGUAAUUGACAGUGAAAGGUGUGCUGAGGCUUUGAAGGUGUUCACUCCCGGCAGCAGCCAGCGAUGUCCCAUAGUAGACAUGAUUGAGUUUUUGCCUGAGACCUACAAGCACCUACUGGAUCGCUGUGUGAGGGAAUCUGAUGAUGACCACAACAGUCCUGAAUACCAUAUUGAAUAUGACUUUGAGUGGCUCCAGGCUCCCAUUAUGGCAAAGAAGAUCACUGACAAGAAUUACAAGUUUCAGCCACUAGCUGCGCUCAAUGCAAUGGUGCAGUACAACCGCAUUGAACUCCUCAACCACCCAGUCUGCAAAAAGUAUCUGGCAAUGAAGUGGGUUGCAUAUGGGAGCACGGCUCAUGUUCUCAACAUGUUCUUGUACCUGUUAGGGCUAAUGCCCUUAACUCACCUGAUAGUGACUUUAAGGCCCUCUAUGAACACCACUGAAACGGGCGGACACGACAUCAUCAUGGUGCCAGUAUCUUUCACCCAGCAAAGUCUGUUCAUGAGCUUUUGCAUGGUGAUGGUCGUGAUUAUGAACAUCUACUCAAUAGUGAAGGAAGUGGUGCAGAUUACACAGCAGCGCUGGAGUUACUUCAGGGAUUAUUCCAACCAAUGUGACUGGAUUUCAGCCGUCUUCUCCCUUCUGUUCAUAAUCCCUGUCAUGUUCAAUUCAGAGGGCUCAUUACACUGGCAAGCAGGUGCAAUAGCAGUUUUAAACUCCUGGGUUGGAUUUCUCCUUUAUCUCCAGAGGUUUGAAGGUGUUGGCAUCUACGUUGUGAUGUUUGGGGAGAUCAUGAGGACAUUGAUCCGUGUUGUUAUGCUGUUCUUCUACCUGAUGUUAGCAUUCAGUUUGGCAUUCCAUGCCCUGAUGCUCAAUCAGAGAGAGUUCGAGAGCGUCCCACUCUCAGUGAUGCAAACUUUUGUGAUGAUGGUUGGAGAACUGAACUACCAGAAUAACUUCCUGGAUGCAUAUCUGAACCAUGAACUCCCUUUUGGUCCCCUGACAUACUUCUUCUUUGUGGGCUUUGUUCUGCUCAUGCCAAUCCUACUGGUGAACUUGAUGAUUGGUUUAGCAGUUGGAGACAUUGCUGAAGUUCAAAGAAAUGCUGCCCUAAAACGAAUAGCCAUGCAGAUUGACCUCCAUACCGCUCUGGAAGACAAGCUCCCUUACUGGUUUAUGAAACGAGUGGACAAACCCUCCGUCACCACCUACCCCAACCGCAAAUGCUCCAGGCGCUUCCUCAAGGUGAUAUUCUUUGGUGAAGAGGAAACAAAUGAAGUCUGGAAUCGUCUGCAGUCCAAAUCAAAGAGCUGCACUGUGAUAGAGACGGAGCUCAGAAAGCAGAAGCAAAGAAUGAAGGAGAUGUCCAGCAUCCUGGAGAAGCAGCACGGCCUCCUGAAGCUCAUCAUCCAGAAGAUGGAGAUCACGUCCGAGGCCGACGAGUACGACGGCCCUGUGACCAUCCGGGGCACCAUGUGGCCCACUCUGAGUCAUGUGAAACCAAGAGGACGGAGCACGUCUCGCUGGGUGCCGCUGAUGAAGGCCAUCGAGUCCAAACGCAAAUGA
Molecule: messenger RNA, 1746 nt
Organism: Stegastes partitus (bicolor damselfish)
Lineage: Eukaryota; Metazoa; Chordata; Actinopteri; Pomacentridae
Product: transient receptor potential cation channel subfamily A member 1-like
Exons: 15
Coding region: 1-1746 (581 amino acids)
Biological process (GO): monoatomic ion transmembrane transport
Cellular component (GO): transmembrane transporter complex; membrane
Molecular function (GO): protein binding; monoatomic ion channel activity
Source: RefSeq, a predicted model, not a curated record